UUAACAGAAACUGAAAAAUUGUUUUGGAAAAAUUAAUGAUGAUUUAUCAUUUAUGAUUUAUCUUUACAGUUGGUUUCCUGGCUUUUGUAAUGAUCCAGUUCGCCAUUUUGCUUUGACUCCCUGUGAAUCUUGAAAUUUAACAGCUGCACAGAAUGCGGCGUCGCGUAUCUUGCUGAUCCGAGGAGUGAGGUUUUAUAAAUCCUUUUCUAGAAAAUUGUAUACGAUGGCGACGAUAGUCAGCUCCAAAUUUGCUCACCUCUCUCGCCAUUUCACGUGUGCUCCCCGGAGGUUUUCAUCCCGAUUUAAAGUGCUGCCUGGGCCGACGCCUGGUUCAAUCCAGGUCCCACGGCCCCUUUCACCCAUCGCUAAUGAACCCAUGGAACAUUUCCAGAUGUCCAGCGAGCCGCGAGAUGAAACCUUAAAUUAUCCGGAUUAUUUUAACGUGAGGAAAUUAUUUACGAUCGGCGACUUGUUUAACGCGCGGGUCCAUUUGGGACACGCGGUGGGCAAUCUGGACGACCGAAUGCGCCAGUUUGUCUUUGGGAAGCGGUUUAAUCAGGUGGUAUUCGAUUUGGAUAUCACGGCACAGUAUCUGCAGGAUGCGCUGAAUUUCAUUGCACAUGUUGCGUAUCGGGGCGGCAUUAUUCUGUUUGUCAGUCGGAGCCGGGAAACCACAUUGAUGGUCGAGCGGACCGCGAUGGAAGCUGGUGAAUAUUCUCAUACGAGGUAAACAGUUCAGAUUUUCACUGUGAUCAGAUUUUUUCUAUGAUUCUGUACUGAGAUUUUGUCAUAACUUAUAAUUUAUAUUGAUUUGAAAAUAGUAAGACGAGAAACAUUGCUAACGUUACACUGAAUGAUCGUAUGGUUGUGUGCUGCACCAUUCCAU
This is a messenger RNA of Paramacrobiotus metropolitanus, 886 nucleotides long. Its product is annotated as 28S ribosomal protein S2, mitochondrial-like. Bases 224 to 730 code for a protein of 168 amino acids. Gene Ontology annotation, biological process: translation. The record is from RefSeq and is a predicted model, not a curated record. Gene Ontology annotation, molecular function: structural constituent of ribosome. The transcript has 2 exons. Lineage: Eukaryota; Metazoa; Tardigrada; Eutardigrada; Parachela; Macrobiotidae. Gene Ontology annotation, cellular component: mitochondrial small ribosomal subunit; ribosome.